This is a messenger RNA of Dracunculus medinensis (Guinea worm), 1140 nucleotides long. The record is from the annotation of a GenBank genome assembly. Lineage: Eukaryota; Metazoa; Nematoda; Chromadorea; Rhabditida; Dracunculidae.
AUGAUAUGCGAAGGGAAUGAAAGACAAUUAUUCGAUUUAACGAAUGAAAAGACAGCUGAAUUUAUUAAAACUCUUAUCGAGUUAUCCAGUGCUUAUACAAAUAUACAUAAAUAUAUGUGCCUUGCGGUUUGCGCUAUAGGUAUUAUUGCAAACACUGUGCACGUCUUGGUAUUAACACGACCAAAUAUGCGAACAAGUGCUAUAAACCGUUUGUUAGCAUUAAUGGCAAGCUGUGAUAUUUGUACAAUGGUAUCCUAUACAGUAUUUAAUAUCCGAUUCGGCCUUCUGAUAAGCGCUGAGAAUCCACCGUUUGGUUAUUCGCUUGCAUGGAUUUGGUUUCUCCUAAUGCAUGUUGUAGUUAGCAUAGCUUUACAUACAGUUUCAUUAUAUAUUAGCGUGGUAACAGCUUAUAUACGUUAUCAUGCUAUGGAUAAGAUUGCAUCGCGAUGGCUAAUGGCCACUUCUGCAAAGCCGAUUUUUAUGAUAAUAUUGCUGGCGGUCGGAUUUGCAUCGAUACCAACUUUUCUCGUUCAUGGAAUCGAACGAGUCAACCCAACAUUAGCCAACAAUGAAACUCUUUACACGAUAGGCAUUCCAAAAAUUGCUAUUGCAAAUCAUUGUUUUCUUUUUAAAUCGAACUUAUGGUUGACAGGAAUUUUGUUUAAGGUUAUACCUUGCAUUCUUUUAUUCUCGUUUACAAUCGCACUAAUGAAAAAACUAAACGAUAAUCGAAAAAGAAGGAUUUUCUUAAGAAUCAAUAGUAAAUUUUCGAAAAUAUAUAUACCCGAUCGAACGACAAAAAUGCUUACCAUACUUUUGUUAAUAUAUUUAUUCACCGAAUUACCUCAGGGCAUAAUUGCAAUAUUAAACGGUUUAUUUCCAAACGACAUCCAUCAAUACAUAUACCUUUCUGUUGGAGAAUUGCUCGAUUUUUUCUCACUUAUUAGCUGCUAUGCUUGCUUUAUUGUUUAUCCGUGUAUUUCAACACAAUAUCGAGAAACGUUUCGCGAAAUGUUAACUCAAAUAAAAAACAACCAGCGAUGUAAAAAAUUAUUGCCAGAAAAAAGCAAUAAUUUUGCGAUGGCUACGGUUAUGAUGGGUGAUGAUUUACAAUAUAGAGACACUGAUGCAUUUUUAUAA